Zea mays is the source of this 976-nucleotide messenger RNA. Its product is annotated as indole-3-acetaldehyde oxidase-like. The transcript has a single exon. The record is from RefSeq and is a predicted model, not a curated record. The annotation marks the transcript as partial. NCBI's taxonomy places the organism in Eukaryota, Viridiplantae, Streptophyta, Magnoliopsida, Poales, Poaceae. Gene Ontology annotation, molecular function: FAD binding; oxidoreductase activity; iron ion binding.
UGGACAAGGCACAAGGGUGGUGACAAAGCAGCACCCCUGUAGGUGAGGCACAUCACGUUGGUGAACUCCCUUACACAUGGUGUUUACAAACUCGUGUGUGGACUCCUUACCUACACUCCUAGUAGUAUGAGAAUGAUGCUAAAGUAUCCAACGGUACAAAACAACAAGAAGAUGGAUAUUUCUCCUUCAGAAAAAAUGAGCGGGGAGUGGCAGUGAACUCCCUUACACAUGGAUCAGGACCUCUAUGACAAGUACAUUGACAUCAAAGGAAUACCAGAGCUAUCAGUCAUCAACAGCAGCGUUAAGGGAAUUGAGCUUGGAUCGGUUGUGUCCAUCUCUACAGGCUACAGCCAUUGAGGUGUUGUCAGAUGGAAAUCUGGUCUUCAAAAAAAUUGCCAAUCACCUAAGCAAAGUGGCUUCGCCAUUUGUUCGGAACACAACAACCAUAGGUGGCAACAUAAUCAUGGCGCAGAGGUUGCCAUUCGAGUCAGACAUAGCAACUGUGCUACUGGCUGCAGGUACAACAGUCACAAUCCAGACGGCUUCCAAAAGGUUGUGCCUUACUUUGGAGGAGUUCUUGCAGCAGUCUCCAUGUGAUUCUAGGACCCUGCUGAUGAGCAUAUUCAUCCCAAAGUGGGAUUCAGAUGGCAUCACCUUUGAGACAUUCCGGGCAGCGCCUCGGCCAUUUGGCAAUGCUGCUUCAUAUGUCAAUGCUGCUCUCUUGGCAAGGACUUCAACUGAUGCAGCUUCAGGGAAGAACAUCAUGGAGGAUAUAUGCUUGGUGUUCGGUGCUUAUGGAGCUGACCAUGCCAUCAGAGCUAGCAAGGUAGAGGAUUUUCUAAAGGGUAAAUCACUGAGCUCUUCUGUUAUACUUAAAGCAGUUCAGUUGCUUAAAGAGACGGUUUCACCACCAGAAGGCACAACACAUCCUGAGUAUAGGGUCAGCUUGGCUGUCAGCUUCUUGUUCACCUUCUUA